Messenger RNA from Wasmannia auropunctata (little fire ant), 2320 nucleotides. RefSeq lists its product as uncharacterized. Bases 92 to 2113 code for a protein of 673 amino acids. NCBI's taxonomy places the organism in Eukaryota, Metazoa, Arthropoda, Insecta, Hymenoptera, Formicidae. The transcript has 11 exons. Gene Ontology annotation, biological process: regulation of autophagy. Gene Ontology annotation, cellular component: Mon1-Ccz1 complex; late endosome membrane; lysosomal membrane. The record is from RefSeq and is a predicted model, not a curated record.
GCAUUUCGAGGUAACCUGCAAGAGGCCGUCAUGUCCUCCCUCGGGUUUCUCACUGCUGUCGAGCUUUCCGGGUAGGAUCAGAUGAUCAGGUAUGCCAGACAUGGAAGCUGAUGAUCGGGGAAAGAGCGAUGACUACUACCUGGAGCUGUCUCCCGAUCCCAUCAGGUUCGAGUCGGUCAGCUGCCUCACGAAUGUGUUUUUCGAUGACUCGAAGCAGCAAGUGUUCGCUGUCCGCUCGGGAGGCGUUACGGGGGUGCUCGUCAAGGGCCCGGAUCAGAGCUUGAACUUCCGGAUGGAGGAUCGAGGCCCCGUGAUAUCCAUCAAGUUCUCGCCCGACAUGAACGUGCUCGCGAUUCAGCGCACCAAUUCGUCGGUGGAAUUUGUCAACUACUCCUCCGUCUCCGGUUUGGAUCACGUCGAGUACUCGCAGCCGUGCAAAGGGAAGAACGCCACGAUACUGGGCUUUGUGUGGACGCACGGCACCGAGAUACUUAUAGUCACCGAUCACGGUGUAGAAAUGUUUCAGGUUAAUCCAGAGAAACGUAACGUCAAGGCACUGAAGUGCUUGAGCUUAGGUGUAAAUUGGUUCGUAUUCUGCCCCAAGAGUUACCUGGUGCUACUGUCAUCCGGCACUGUUGGCAAUCAAAUACAAGCGCUACACAUUACACCUGGCAAUAUUCACAAGUUGACUAAGUUUGAAAUCGAGCAUAGCGUGACGAAACCAGGGAAGCUGGCAGUUUCCGAACGGGACGUAGCAUUGGCCGUGUUGUACGGGACGCCUUGUAUAAUUUUGUUGCGGCAUCAACCAGGAGCCAACCGCUCAAUGGGAACGGCAUUUGUAUACGUCUAUACUGUGCACAAAAUGAUGACCAUUAAGAAGAGUCAUAUGCUAAAACUGGAUGUUGGUGGCAGAUUUGCUAUAAACGUUGUUGAUAAUCUCAUCAUUGUUCAUCACCAAGCGUCAAAGACAUCAAUGAUAUUUGACAUUAUGAUGUCGGGUGUGAGUGAUGGAACAGUGAUGCAUCAUACAAGCGUAACCACAGCAAAACCGAUUAAACCUUUCAAUCUGAAAGUACCAGGUGCAACCUUGUCCGAUCAGAUGUAUCAACCGUGCCAGUUAUAUUCCCCUAAUUGGGUCGUUUUUCAACCAAAUAUAAUAAUUGAUGUAAAACUGGGUUGUUUAUGGUACAUCGAGCUCAGAUUGGAAGUUUUGGUGAAAUUAAUCACGGAUAAAGUGCUUUUAGUAGAAUUUUUAAUGCAGCGGUCGAACGCUAAGCAGAUAUUAAUACAAGUCUUGCAGAGUUUUAUGACCCAGUUACCUGUAAGUUUAAUGGAGAUGCCGACCAUAUUCGAUAAACUUAACGUUGUAUACAGAAAUUAUUUAGAGAAUGAAAUACAAAACCAGAUGGGAACGCCUUUACAAAAUAAUGUUAAGAAUGUAACGACAGUGGCUGAAAAUUUUAAGUAUAAACUAUUGCUCGAUCAAAGCGACAUGUACAGUCACAUAUUGUCCAAAUUUCCCGAGAAUACAAUCGAACCAAAGAUGAUAAUAUGGGUGCUACUCGAAUAUAUCAGAUCAUUAGCCGAACACGGUAUACCGGUGCAACAUUACUUGCACGAAUUGGUCAUCACGACGUUGGUGCAUCGGAAGGCUUACUACCAGCUGCAUCAGUUGUUACAGUACCAUGUGGUCGCCGAUUCGAAGCCUUUAGCUUGCCUGCUGCUUUCCCUGGAGAACUUGUAUCCGGCGGCACACCAACUGGCAUUGGACAUGUUGAAACGGCUGGGGAACGCGCACGAGGAGAUAAUCGAAGUGCUUUUAUCGAAGGGAUAUAUUCUGGCUGCCCUACGAUACAUUCGGUCGGUCGGAAUGGCGGAUCAAGUGUCGGCAAGAAAAUUCUUAGAGGCGGCGAAAGCCACCGACGACGCGACGCUCUUUCACUCGGUCUUCAAAUUCUUCGAGCAGCGCAACUUGAGGCUGCACAACACCACGGCCUUCACGAAGGGGGAACACUGUCAGCCAUACGUACAGCAUUUCAAAUAUCUAUUUCAAGGAACGGACAAUGAGUGUAAUUCGGACACGAACUCGAACGUUACCACUAUUUCUUCGUAGGAUUUUAAUAUCGAUAUUCGUUUACGAAUAAUAGGUAAAAGAAUCUACUUUUUUUAUUUUUAUUUAACGAAGCUGAUAGAGAAUUUAUGUGCUUUAGCCGCUUCGUAACCUGUAAAUUCCUGUAAUGUUGUACAAAUAUAUAUUGUUAUGAGGAUUAUUUAUUAUGAGAAAGAGAGAAUAAAGAGAUUAAGAAGAAUUUGUAAGGUA